Onthophagus taurus is the source of this 1476-nucleotide messenger RNA. It is a transcript of the gene nw, whose product is annotated as narrow. Lineage: Eukaryota; Metazoa; Arthropoda; Insecta; Coleoptera; Scarabaeidae. The record is from RefSeq and is a predicted model, not a curated record.
GAUAAAAUGCACGUGCAAAGUACAAAAUCGCGAAUGGCCGGCCGGUGAGGGGCAAUUAUCAGGCCGCGACUUUUGCGAGUAGAAAUUUAUAAUCUCAAAUUUACGGUCCGGCAAUUUACGAUUGUUUUUUCCGAGCGGCGCCGCAGCGCCACAGGUGAGGAUCUAGCGGCGACCACCAUUAGAUCUUCUUCUUCUUGCGGCCGUCGGAGAAGAAGGAAAAAAUCACCAGAACCAGGGGCGGCGGGGGGUGCAUCCGGUAGACCGUGCACAAAACUAAAGACCGCCGCUCGGCGCCUUUAGUUCGCGACCAGACGCCAACCGAACAUCACAAACCACAGAGAUCUACCCGCAAACAUGAACGUAGCCGGUGCCGCAUCUACCAUACUCCUAUUCAUCUUCAUCACCACUACAAAUUGUCAAAGGAUAACCACCAUCCAACUUGAUGGAGUCCAAUACUUCGUGAGUCGCAUGAAUCCUUAUUCGCCGGAGUUGAACUUCUUCCUCGCAUACCAAUACUGCAGAUCUCUCGGGCUACAACUGGCUUCAUUUGAAACAAAGGAGAAGGCCCUAUCCAUAACCCAGUACCUGAAGAAUGCCGGGUAUCAAAAGUAUGACUUCUGGACAUCGGGCAACAAGUUGGGCACCGACAUGUAUCUUUGGAUGAGCACCGGUCUUCCUUUCAACGCCACCUUUAAUCUUAUGCGAGGUUCCGAUACUAUCCCAGAUAUUCCUAAUGGUAGUACCAGUCCGCAAAGAACUGCCAGAGAAAGUGGUGAUAGCGGUUGUUCAAAUGGUUGUGUAGCAUUGAAAGCACCCGAUUUUACAUGGGAUACAGAUGACUGCACGUCCAUUAAAGACUUCAUCUGCGAGCAAACACGAUGCUAUUAUUACAAUUAUGGUUCGAUACCGGUGUCAUCGUCCCAGGGGUAAGAAAGAGUCUCCUAUACCACAACGUCAACAACCGUAAAGUCUAUUUUGUCGUCGGAAAGGGUAAAAGUGUUCAAUGAGUUUUCUAGCAAGUACAGGAGGACGGCGUCGACCAAGGACGGCAACUUGGCUUUACCUCGUAGUCCGAAGCAAGACGUGGACAUCGACCAGUCGACAAACGGGCCAUACGACAGCAAUUUCCACGUCAAUGCUGAGCUUCAGGACGACCCGUCGGCUUCCAUCGCGGAGGGAUCCAAAAACGAAGAGGAUCAUGCCUCCACUAUUGAACCCGACACCGUCACCAUCUUGGCCCGUUCACUCUCAUCCGUCCAAUAAGUUAGUUACGACCCCUUAUUUAUGUACUUCAUCAUUAAUCGCCUAGCAUAAAUAAUCGUUUUGCAAUUCAUUCCAUUUUGUAAAGUAAGUUUUGAGUUUUAGUAAGUUGUAGUAAGAUUUAGUGUUCCGUAGCUUUACAUUUUAUUUUUUAUUCCUAGUUAUUAUGUACCAAGUGAAUCGUGAGAUAAUAAACAUUUCUUUUUUAACAUAGAA